AUGGAUUACAUACUAGAUAGGUAUGUAUUUAACAAUCUUCCAUUCGAAGUCAGCGAAGAGACUAGGAAACUCUGGGGUCAACGGGCUCUUCACAUUGUUGGCGUGAGUCUUUUUUCUUCUUAUGGUUUCACCAGAAAAAAUUUUUUUCCCUUAGCAACAAUUGUAUACAGAACCGACACUAUUUUCCUAGCCUGUCGUUUUCUAAAUACCUUCUCUCUGUUCCCUGUUUCACUAAAUAUAAAAAAAACCAAUUCCUUCAGCCUAACAAACUAUGGCUAUAAAAAGUUAAUUUUUUAAUAAAGAAAUUUUUCAGCUAGCCGACUGGGCCUGCAAGUACCAAGAUCCUUGGAAAAUCUUCGAAAACCAUACUUCCUUUCUAUUUGGAGAGCUUCUUUUCUUCUUUCUGGCGUUCUUGACUUUCUGCCAUGGUGAGAUAUUAUUAUAUAGCCUAUCGAAUAGUCACAAAUUGCUAACAGAGUUAAAAAUAAAUGAACUUUUAGCCUGGCGCCACGGGACGAGGUACGUCCUCGUUUGGUUCGGAAUCCUCAUCCACGCUCUAAAUGUGGAAAAUCUUUGCUAUUGGAUCCCAGACAUGGACAACUUCUGGCAGGCUCAAGUAAUAAAAGUUUCAGUAGCCUUUAAAGAAAUUGAAUUUUUUCAGGGAAUUCUGACUUUCUUCGGCGCUCGUGCCCCGCUUUACAUCCUCAUCGGAAUCUAUCACAUGUUCGACUACACCGCAUUCGUUAUGGCUAAAAGGUUUCUUUUUUCGGGAUUUUCAAUUCGUCUCAUUAGCUAAUUGUAUUUUAUAAUCUCUUAGGAUUGGAACCCUUAGGUCACAGGUUAAAAAUUAAGCAGGUAAAGCCGAAAAAUCAUGAGAAAUUUUUUUGUCUUGCGCAAGUAGUUUUUGGUCGGGCGCACCUUCGUUAAAUUGCUUUUGAACUAUUUUAAAUGUUAUCUCGGUCAUUCAAAUAUGAGGAAGCAAAAUUUUUAUGAGCAAGGGACAUCCAACGGGUGUCGCGAUUGGGCCAAUUAUGACCCAAAGUUUUUUUAUGUGUCUUUAAAAUUUCUUUAAGCUUUUUGUGAAUAGAAAAAAACUUUAGAAAAAAAUUCAGAUUGCAUCUUCCUUGGUGGGCUGAAGGUCCAGCAGUCGGUCUUGGAGCAGUCAUGCUCGAUAUGCCUUACGAUAUCAUGGGAAUCAAGCUGGUCUGGUGGACUUGGCACGAUACCGACCCGAAUAUUUUUGACAGGUACCUUAUUAUACCUUAAAGAUCUAUAAAAGACAGUUCAGAAUGAACUGGGUGCCAUGGAACUCCUACUACUUCCACGCUUCUUUUGCCUGCUCCUUCACCUGGCUUCUGAGAGGCAGUCGAUAUCUCCUUGUUUCAAAGGAGUACGACUGGAGGAGGUGCAUAUUUUAGAAAUUGAAAAAAAAUUAAUUUCUCAAAGUGCUUCAGACUUCCACGGGAAAUCAUUUGCGUCUUUGUCGCCGGCAUGGGCGCCUUCUGGCUAGGAACUAUCCAAUUCGCUUUGCUCUACCAUCCACUUCAUGACAUUUACAAGGUUUGUGUGAAACACAGUGGUCCAAUGAGAAAGGACUUGACUUGCGCCCGACUUGCAACAGCUUCCGCUGUGAGAAAUUUCCAAAAAAUGACUGAUACUUGCAAAAGACCAAGGAUCUAAAGUCAAAGCAAGUCAGCAUCAAAAGAUGAUUUUUCAGGUCCACACUGAAUACACUACUAUUCUUUUCCUGUCAAUCUACAUUCUCAUUGUCUUCACGGCCGACAGGAAUAACCGUAACCCCUUGGCUCGAGCCGGUAAAUUCUUUCUCUCAAAUUUAUUCUAAUCUAAAGUUUUCAGGUAACAAAUACUGGUUCGAUGAGCUGGCCUGUGCCAUCGGACUGGAAUAUAUGUUCUUCAUGGUUGCUGUGCUCAUCACAGACCCUCUGAACAUUGUCAGCGACGGCUUGCAUCAACCGAUCGGACCUUGCAAUGAAACCCAAAAAGUGCAAACUCCAACCGGAAUGGUUAGUUUUCAAACGUUUUUCUGUCAAAAAACCAGAAUUUUAAAGGUCCUCGAGAAGAAAAAGUACUUUUGCACGACCAACUUCGAUGAGAAAUACAUUGACUUCCAUUGCAUUCCCGGAGGCGCUCUUCCGAAACCGGUAAUAGCUCAACUUCAGAUUUAUUUUUGAGCAUGAAAUUUCCAGACUGAGCCGGGACAGCCGCUUGAAUGGUACGCCGUUUGUGGAACGGACUAUGAGAAUCGGGCCGAGUAUAUCACUAUUAUUUGGUUUGAAAUCCUAUUCAAAAUCUGUUCAAAAGUCGAGAAUUUAGGGGAAUUUGCAUCCUUUACGGUUGGAUUUGGUAUCAAGUUGCUGCUCGAUCUGGUCCGACUCCCAUUGAUCCCGUUAAGGUGAGAAAGACAAAAAUAGAAGAAAUGUCGGUUCAGGGUGAAGUACCGAAAUCAAUGGGUAAAUGAAAUAUUUCUCAAUUUUUUCCGAUUCCAGGAGCUCCGCAAACGUGUGGUGAAGACCAUUGAGCGUCAAGAUACGACUUCUCUCACAAACGGCAAGAAAAAGGUCAAAACUAACUAAUUUUACGUGUUUUGUGCGUCUUUCUACAUGUUUCCGUGUCAAUAAAAGUGCCUACUUGAAACUUUUUCGCCUUUCUUUUUUGCAUGUUUACCUCACCUGCAUGAACUUUUAACUUCUAUCCUUAAAACCCAAUUUUCAGAUUGACGAGCGCUACUACGAGGACAAUCAUGGCAGACUUUCCACUCAUCCCGAGCCCUUCUACUCGGAUCCUUACGAGUCUCCUCGAUUCAGAGGAAACUUCGUGACUCCCAAGCCUGCAAGCUCCAAGAAAAACACUCCCGCCACCUUGAAACAGCAGCAGAACCUGAAACAAAGUGCUCAGAAGCCUCAACCUUCAGCUCAACCUCAGCCCCAAAUUCAGAAAGUUGUUGUGACCAAAAAAGUUGAGGAGCAGGAGAAAAAAGUGCUUUCCCCGAACUCCCUGAUUGCUGACACUCCCGCACGUAACCUCAGGAAGCGUAGAAGCCGCAAGUAUUAA
Caenorhabditis auriculariae is the source of this 3072-nucleotide messenger RNA. NCBI's taxonomy places the organism in Eukaryota, Metazoa, Nematoda, Chromadorea, Rhabditida, Rhabditidae. The record is from the annotation of a GenBank genome assembly.